AUGACUUCCAUGACCGGCCACUGCCGCUGCAAAGCGGUCACUCUGACAAUCCCGGACGCCACGGCCAUGCUAGCCCGUGGAGUGGGCGUCUGUCACUGUACAGACUGUCGGGCAAGCACUGGCGCAGUCGCCGGUAUGGAACUGUCGUCACCCAAGAAGGACGUCCAAAUCAAGGGGUCGCCCAAGGCUUACACCAACAAGGCCGACUCGGGCCAUGAGGUAACGAGGUACUUCUGCGACACUUGCGGCUCGCCGUUGUAUGCCGUGAUGAGCAGGAUGGCCGACUUCAUGUUCAUGAAUGUUGGCAUCUUUCCUCCUAAGACUCUUCCGGCCCCGACUUCUGAGCAUUAUCUGCGUAACCUGGAGUCCUGGGAAAAGCCUUACCCAGGAGUCAAGGCUAAUCAGUAA
Molecule: messenger RNA, 408 nt
Organism: Apiotrichum porosum
Lineage: Eukaryota; Fungi; Basidiomycota; Tremellomycetes; Trichosporonales; Trichosporonaceae
Exons: 5
Coding region: 1-408 (135 amino acids)
Molecular function (GO): carbon-sulfur lyase activity
Source: RefSeq, a predicted model, not a curated record